UGUGUGUGUUCCCUUGUUAAAAGGAUGUAAGAGUUCAACUCAAGUGGUAAGUCCUAAGACCAAGAACAGAAGCAACAAAGUUACAGUUUCUUCAGCAAUACUCAAGCAGCUUGGGCACAAAGUAAAAUGUUAACAGGCACCCUGCUAGAUCUGGGAUUGUCAUAGGAUAAGAUCAGUCUUGAAUGUACCCUUAAAUCUGAGUUUCUGGUGAUUUUUUCUUUCACAUUAACCCCCUACAUGCUUAUCUCAAAUUUUCCAUCACCUUUGCAACAGCAAAAUUGUUUUCCUUUCAUUCUCUUUUCCCUGGAAAACAUGACAUGUUUGGUAAAACAUCAAAUAGAAGGCUGAUUGACAAAGCUAUCCUUCCUGUUUGAUUCAGACAAACCUAAUUACAGCAAUCAUGUAUAUCUUUACACACAUCAAAUUAAAUCUCCUCUCCUACUUUUCAACCAAAUUGGUUGCUGAAGCAGCUGCUAAGUUUGUGCAGCUAAAAUUAGACAUUGCACCUAAUCUCAUUCUCUGAAAACCACAAUAAAAACCCUCUCUAUCCCCUCCUUGAGACAUUAAACACUUGAACAAGUAGCACUUGCAUAGUUGCAUUUGCAUUUCUUUUCACAGCUCCAAGGUCAACAAAACCCCAAAAAAACUCAAGCAAGAUGAAGCAACUAAUUUCCUUCUCAUUUUCUCUUGUCCUUCUCUUCCUCCACUGCACCCAAACACUAUCCCAGCCACCAAAUGCAGCACCAGCAAAAGCACCUGCUGCAGCCACUGUGCCGCCACCAGCUGCAACGUCUGCUCAAGCCUCGCCACCUGUUAUGGUUCCUGUACAAGUUUCAAAAGGCCCUGUCAAUGUCAUUAAAAUCCUCCAGAAGGCUGGCCACUUUGCGUUCUUCACCCGCCUUAUAAAAUCCACUCAAGAGGACAUCCAAUUAUUCUCUCAGCUCAAUGACUCGAGAGAUGGGGUCACCGUCUUUGCCCCAACUGAUGGUGCCUUUUCGGCCAUUAUCAAAUCUGGUGUUCUUAACUCCUUGACUGAUCAUCAGAAGAUCGAGUUGGUACAAUUUCAUAUAAUACCAAGAAUUCUGACAACUGCCAAUUUUCAAACUGUCAGCAACCCUAUAACAACACUGGCAGGAUCUGGUAAUCGUUUCGCACUUAAUGUGAUAACUACAGAAAAUAUGGUAAAUGUAACUACGGGACUUACCAAUACAAGCGUAUCGGCAAUUGUAUACACAGAUAGCCAGCUUGCUAUUUAUCAGGUUGACAAGGUGCUACUUCCUUUAGAUAUUUUUGCCCCUAAACCUCUUGCUCCUGCACCAGCACCACCAAAGCCUAAAAAGGAUGAUGGCGCAGAGAGUCCUAUGGUUCCUGAAGAUACUUCUGGUUCAGUAAUAUGCAUGGUGCAUAAUACUCUGCUCAUGUUUGGAGUUGGCUUAGUUGCUGCUGCUAUUCCUUUGUGACCCUCAAGUUUUGACAAGGUAUCUUGGAGUGUGGUCAUUUCUUCACCAGUGGUUCAUGAUUUUGCUGGUUACAAUGAACGGUCGUGUUCAACUGUUUAAAUGCUUUGAAAAAUUGUCAUAUCCACUCAAUUUUACUCGUUUUGUGAAUAACUGUGCAUUUAAUUCAGGAUUUUUAUUGUUCA
Molecule: messenger RNA, 1642 nt
Organism: Populus trichocarpa (black cottonwood)
Lineage: Eukaryota; Viridiplantae; Streptophyta; Magnoliopsida; Malpighiales; Salicaceae
Product: fasciclin-like arabinogalactan protein 12
Exons: 1
Coding region: 657-1460 (267 amino acids)
Source: RefSeq, a predicted model, not a curated record